CCCAGGUAGGUAGGAGGUAAGAGGUUAAGAGAUACACUUUACUGUACUCGUAAUGGGUAAAUGCUGAUCCUUGCCGCAUGAGCGUUUACAUACUAAUUAAAGCUUCCUUGAGUUGAGCCAAUCAAUUGAAAAUCCACCACUGCUGCUUGGUAAAUCAAUCUGAUGCUCAAGUGGGUGCGUGCGUGCUCACUGCAAUCAAGUAUCGUGUCUUAGGUAAGCAAUAUUAUGCUUGGUUGCCUCAUAUCGAAAUUAAGGCAAAUCUGGAGAUAUUUUUUGAUAUUGUCCUUGGGGGAGAGAGUUGAACCAAUCUCUCUCGACACACACAACAACAUGGCUUUACGGGAUAUAUCAUCGACGUUAUGUCGAUUUUCUAGAAGAGAAAUAAGGUCAACGCCAGGAGCGAUAGGAAGGAAUUGUCGCAGAUAUGCAUCUGGAGAGACUGUUGCAGCAAAGGAAAUCCCAGAAGACUUUCAAGAUCUCGAAUCGCAAUCAUCAUUUACUUCAACAUCUGUGCCAAAUGAAGUCAUUGAAAGUUAUGACCCUUUAAAGAGUGCCCAGGGAAGAAAAAGGGAACUUCCUGCUAGUCGGUAUGAUUGCGACAAUACUCACAGGAGAAAAGAGAAGACAAUGCUUAUUAUAUCUUCUAUAGAUACCAAUUUCGAUCACCAAGAUACUACCGAGGACCCCUCCAUCCUCAUCAACCUCCACCGAGAUCCGAUCCAGCAUCUCGAGAAUUCGUUCCUGGCCCAUUUGGUUCCAAUCGUCUCGAACAAACCUAUACAUCCACCAUCUCCCACGAUAUCAUGACCAUGGCAUAUGUUCACAAACCUCCCGGAACCGUCACAAUUCCCAAAGACGAUCGUUUACGAACGUGGGAUGACUCCUCACCGUAUCAUAAGGGUAGACCAAAGAGAGGCCCUCGUGGUGGAGAUGUUUUACGUCUUAUUGAACAAGAUAUCAAUUGGCGCAAUAUUCCUAAAAUCGAAGAAAUUACAGUACAUUCGAUGAUUAAGGGUGCACUUGGGGAUUCCGCAUAUCUACAUGUUGCUGGUAUUGUACUACAAUCAAUUACAGGUGUUAGGCCAGAGGUUCACAAGGCAUCACAUAGUGUUGCACAAUUUGGUAUUCGAAAGGGCAUGCCAGUUUCAUUAACUUGUACUAUGAGGAAUAAUGAUGCACUGGAGUUUCUUGAUAAGUGUAUCAAUGUGGUAUUUCCAAAAAUUAAGGAUUGGCAAGGUGUAAAAGGUAAGUUACAUUUGUGCAUGUCGAAAGAAAGAAGAAGGCUAAUUAAGAUAGGUUCAACUGGAGAUGGUAGUGGAAAUCUAUCAUUUGGUUUCAACAGAGAGGGUACUAUACUAUUCCCUGAAGUUCAGGUCAACUAUGAUGUAAGAAUUUUAUCCAUGAUCUUAAGGUCUUUCAUUUUGUUCCGCAACUAACACAAUUCCCAAGAUGUAUCCACCUAGGUUGAUUCCUGGAUUUCACGUCACAGUCAAAACAACAGCGACAUCUGAUCGUCAUGCUAGACUUUUAUUGAGUGCUAUGGGUAUUCCAUUCUAUGGAAAGCUGGUUGAUUAAUUUCAAUAUUUUGACAAUGAAGUAGAUGAGAUGAUGUAGAUCAUGUGUAGAUACAGCAUGUAACACAAUACCAUCAUAUACAGCGCAUCUAACUUCAACCUUCAUUUUCUGACUUGCAGUGCAAUUCUCUUCAUGUCCAAUAUACGCUUUGGCGUUUGAA
This is a messenger RNA of Sclerotinia trifoliorum, 1735 nucleotides long. NCBI's taxonomy places the organism in Eukaryota, Fungi, Ascomycota, Leotiomycetes, Helotiales, Sclerotiniaceae. The record is from the annotation of a GenBank genome assembly.